Acanthochromis polyacanthus (spiny chromis) is the source of this 4058-nucleotide messenger RNA. RefSeq names its product FERM domain-containing protein 7. Gene Ontology annotation, molecular function: guanyl-nucleotide exchange factor activity. The transcript has 12 exons. Bases 205 to 2547 code for a protein of 780 amino acids. Lineage: Eukaryota; Metazoa; Chordata; Actinopteri; Pomacentridae. Gene Ontology annotation, cellular component: cytoskeleton. The record is from RefSeq and is a predicted model, not a curated record.
CUGAAGCACCACACACCCACUGAUGACUGAGGACAGAAGCUGAUCGUUCAGGAAACAACGUCAACGUGCCAUUUUACGCACCGGGAGAGCGCGCGGAGAACCGGACAGGAAGAGGAGGAUGACGGUAACGGAGGAGAGGACGAGGAUUUAACUGUGGUGGAAGAUGGAUUGAACGGAGCGGUCUUGAGGCAGACACACCGACCGAUGGGGGACCGACACCGGCGGAGACUCGGGAGCCUCCCGGUAAAGUCCCGGGUCUCCAAGGAGACCAAGCUCCGGCUGCGGGUCGUCUUCCUGGACGACAGCGAGCGCACGUUCGAGGUGGAGCAAAAGGUUUUAGGAGGCGACUUCUUCAACAAAGUGUGUGGCCACCUGAAGCUGCUGGAGAAGGAAUACUUCGGCCUGGAGUUCAGACACCACAGCGGAAACUACGUUUGGUUGGAGCUGCUGAAGCCGCUGGUCAAACAGAUCAAAUACACCAGUGAUCUGUUCUUCAGGUUUAUAGUAAAAUUCUUCCCACCAGACCCCGGACAGCUGAAGCGAGGCCUCACCAGGUAUCUUUUUGCCUUACAGAUAAAGCAGGACUUGUCUAAUGGCAGUCUGACCUGUAACGACAACAGCGCCGCCCUGCUGGUUUCUCACAUCCUGCAGUCAGAGUUAGGGGAUUAUGACGAGGAGCUGGACUGUCACCACCUGGAGAUGAAGCACUACGUCCCCAACCAGGAAUAUCUGGAUCACAAGAUCAUCAAGCUCCACAAGAAACACCGAGGAGUUUCUCCGGCAGACUCGGACAUCCACCUGCUGGAGGUGGCCAGGAAGCUGGACAUGUACGGCAUCCGACCGCAUCCUGCUCACGACGGGGAAGGAAUGAGGAUCAACCUGGCCGUCACACACUCUGGAGUUCUGGUCUUCCAGGGAAACACAAAAAUCAACACGUUCAGCUGGGCCAAGAUCCGCAAACUGAGCUUCAAACGCAAACAUUUCCUCAUCAAGCUGCACGACCAAGUCGGGCCGUCCUGUAAGGACACUCUGGAGUUCGCCAUGGCCAGCCGUGACGUCUGUAAGUCCUUCUGGAAGAUGUGUGUCGAGUAUCACGCCUUCUUCAGGCUCUCUGAGGAACCAAAGGCCAUACCCAAAACCCUGCUGUCCUGUAAAGGCUCCAGCUUCAGAUACAGCGGUCGGACCCAGAAACAGCUGCUGGAGUGUUUGGGAUCAGGGGAGAAGAAGCCGUUGCACUUCGAGAGGACUUACUGUCAGUCCGACUUUGACCCCAGACAUUGUCGAUCCUCCCCUGAUCUCCUCACCGAUGUCUCCAAACAGUUGUACGACCACGCCCACCCGUUCCCCCGGUCGACUCGAGGUCUGGCGGUCCGCAGUCAGGACGUGUUGGAUCCACAUCACCGAGACGACAACGACAUCGAAAUCACCGCCAGAGGGGCUAAACGCAGCCAAUCAUCUGUAGAGGUCAAUCAGAGGUCCCGCCCCCUCUCUCAGGUCACGCCCAUCUCUCCAUCUUUCCACCAAUCAACGCCCUCGCCAAAGACCAGAUCUGCCUCCACGUCUUUAAUGGAGGAUGUACGGGUGGGACGGAUCGGGGCGCAGCGACAAGCCCAAAGGUUAGCCGGUGUCUACGGUAACCGGUCCAGACGUCGGCCCAACCCACAGCCGCAUCCAGACGCCGCCCAACAGCUGGUUCUUCUGUACCCCAACAGCCCCGCCUACCAGUACCACCCUGUCCUGCCAUCCUUCCCGUUCGCCGGUGCCUCUCCGCUCAGCCGACACCCUUACCUGACGGACUACGUUGCCGUUUCCUCACUGGAGCGUUUCCCACAUGCAAGGAGGCGGGAUUAUGUGACGACAGACGGCCUGCCGCGGCCAUCUUUCCACCUGUUUGGCCACAAUUCGCCAUCUCUUUCCCCCAUCAGGAGGAACCUCCGCCCCUCCGGAUCAGGCGGGCUGGGAUUGGCUCGGGUCUACCAGCCGGGUAGCAACGGAGCAAGGCUAUUGGGCGUCGGACACACAGAGGCGGGGCAUUACAGCGACGAUUCCAACUUCCUUCCAGGGCUGCCUCGCCGUGUCGCCAGCCAACCAGACGUCAAGUUCCAGCUCUCCAGGGGUUCAAACCCCGCUUUUAACCCCGCCUCUGAGUUCCGUCCCCUCGGUUACUACCCCCACCUGACCCGCCCCUCCAGACCCACCUACCUCCCACUAAACUCCUCCCCUCUACCUGAACGGCCCACUUCGCUCUGCAUGAUCGGCGGCAGCACGGGAAGCUACAGCGACUCGGACCCGGAGGUUUUCUAUCCGUACUACUGCCCACCCCCCCAGCUGGGGAAGGUGGUACGGUCCGCCGGACUCGGCAGGAUGAGGUUUUCUUCUGGGAGCCUCCAACUGGACGAGGAGGAAGAGGGGGAGGAGGAAGAGGCGGCGAACAGAGCAGCGAAGGAGGCGACAAAACCAGAGUUCAAGAGUGAAGAGGAGAAGAAGGAAAGGAGCGAAGGGGAGGAGACGAAAGGACCAGCGAAGAGAACUGAAGUCACACUGUAGAUAAAGACAAAAACAUGUUAUACAAGAAACUUUACGAGGGUUCAUGGUGUGAUCACAGUCAGAACUUACAGGAUGGUUUAAAACCAUCCACUGCAGGCUGUAGUCAAGGCAGCAGAUGUGAUAAAUGUGUUGUUCAGACAUGUACUGGCAGAUGAAAUGUAUUUUUUUUGCCUUGUUUUAACAAAAACCUCAAAUUCUGAUAAAUGGCUGCUGUUAGUCACCACAUUACAGGUGCAAGCUUUCAAACUUCUGGAAAUUAAUACUUAUAAGUUCAUGUGUUAGCCUUCAAGCUGAGCGUAAAAGUUAAAAUAAACCAAAUCUUGAGCUGUUGAUACACCAAAAACUUAUUUUUUACACUAAGGGAGCUUGGAUCGAAGGCCGUUUGGUUGGUGUUAGAUUCCAAGUCUCAGAAGGAGAUUCAGGGGUAAAGAGAGGUAAGUGCACCCACUGGAUGGUUUCUAUGAUGGACUCGACUCCAGCCAUUGGCCGCGAUUAUAUUGUUCUGCAGUCACACACUUCGGGUACUUGGUUGUUGUUAAUUCUACUUGUCUAGUCCGUGGUGGUCAGCUUAGAAGAUAUCCUGAUGUACAGCGGGUCCUCAACGUACGUCGGAGCUCCAUUUGUCGAUUCAACACGAUUGUCGCCGUAAAUCAGCUCUCUGGCAAAAAUGUAACCAAAGCCGUUCCGUGCAUCACGAUAUCGAUCAGUUCUUAGUCUAACCAGUUAGCUGACUGCUCCUGAGUGUUGGAAUCUUACAUUUACCAAGUCUGCUGGUCAGGAUCAAAACCAUUACCUGAGGUAGGAAUGCCUCACUGGUUGUACAGAACUGUCAGGGUUUUGUAGCUUUCGAUAUCCAGUUGAUCAGUUACGACAGUAAACUACUCUCCAAAGUACUUGCUCUGAUCACAACACAAGGAAACAAACACAAAAACCUGAGCAAUCGGACCUAUGAGAAACUAGAAGACAAAAAUUAGCCAAAUAUGAGAGUUUCCAGACAGAAUCCAAGCUAACGAGCUAGCUCGCUCAUUGGAAUAUCAGCAACAUGUCAGACAUGUUCAUCUCAAGUUUUACCGACAAAUAAAAUGACAUUUAACCUGCUUAGAUCGUCUACUUGGUAACAAACGCUCUGAUCUUCUGUUUGCUUUUGUUUAUCACCACAUUCUAAAUCAUCUCACCACACCAACGUUGAAGCUAUAAAAAUAAAACCCAAGCUGUGAUAAAUGUGUUCAUUUUUAAGCCCUGUUUGUCCAAUUAGUGAAAAUGAUGGAAUGAGCUUCACCACUGUUGAAAACAGCAUUUUUAAGGCUCAAAUAUUAAGUCUUCAUGUGUGGGUGUGAGGCCUUCGUAGAGUCGGAGAACUUAUCGGAUGUCUUUCUAAGUGGUGUAGUGAAAUAAUGUAUUGUUAACUUUAUAUAAAUAAUGAAUUCUGUAGGGAAAGAAAUGUGAAUACAGUUGAAUUUGUCAAUAAAGAAGUACAAAUAACAAGAUAACCGUGUUCAAAUUAAUAAAGU